Messenger RNA from Erythranthe guttata (spotted monkey flower), 2926 nucleotides. RefSeq names its product auxin response factor 9 (gene ARF9). Lineage: Eukaryota; Viridiplantae; Streptophyta; Magnoliopsida; Lamiales; Phrymaceae. Gene Ontology annotation, cellular component: nucleus. Gene Ontology annotation, molecular function: DNA binding. The record is from RefSeq and is a predicted model, not a curated record. Gene Ontology annotation, biological process: response to hormone; regulation of DNA-templated transcription.
AAACAACUGACCGUAACAGAAGUAUUUAUUUAUUUAAUUUUCGUAAUUAAAAUUGACCCACCACCACGAAAUGACGUCACGUGAGCCGUCCAACCCUAGUUAAGGAUCUAACCGCAGUUACUUAGGGUCUGGCACUGCUAACCACACACACGCACAGUGCGUGUGCAGUGUAAAAGGAGACAGCCAAACCACGUUCUGUGAAAACCAAUACAAAAUUUUUUCACUCUCUCUCUCUCUCUCACACACACACACAGCACCACCGUUCUAGAGAGAGAAAGCAAACAAAUCAAGGCGUAUAUUUAGCUGUUCCUCGGGAUAUCGUGACGCCGUUUCUCUCUCUCUCUCUCUCUCUCUCUCUCUCAUUUACCCUCUCAUCUUCUCCUCUGUCUUCCAAUUUUCCGGCGGUGUUCUGAUCGGCCGACGGAUUUAUUCCGCCGUUUGCGGUGGUUUUCUGUCGAUAUAUUCUGGAGCUCGAUUUGUUGAUUAUAGAAGCUCUAAUUGAUGAUUUCGAGAUUAAUUGUCCAAAGGAGGAGGUUGUGAAUAUUGUUGCAGUGCAGUUAUGGCGAAUAGGUCUUCAUUUUCCCAGCAGCAUCAUCAGCCAAAUAGUGUUUCAACUGAAGGUAGUUGGGGGAAGGAUUCAUUGUAUGAAGAGCUAUGGAAGGCUUGCGCAGGUCCUUUGGUUGAUGUUCCUAAGGUUGGGGAAAGAGUUUACUAUUUCCCACAAGGUCACAUGGAACAAUUGGAGGCAUCUACAAAUCAGGAAUUGAAUCAGAGGAUACCGAUGUUCAAUUUACCAUCGAAGAUCCUUUGUCGUGUUUUCGACAUUAAGCUACAGGCUGAACAAGACACUGAUGAAGUUUAUGCACAAAUAACGUUGAUGCCGGAAGCAGAUCAAACUGAGCCAAGAAGUCCCGAUAGUUCUCCUGAUGAGCCUCCUAGACCUUCAGUGCACUCAUUCUGCAAGGUUUUGACCGCGUCUGACACGAGCACGCACGGUGGAUUCUCUGUCCUUCGUAAACAUGCUAAUGAAUGUCUUCCUCCAUUGGAUAUGAACCAGCAGACACCAACACAAGAACUGAUAGCCAAGGAUCUACAUGGAACUGAAUGGCAUUUUAAGCAUAUAUUUAGAGGUCAACCUCGGAGGCAUUUGCUUACAACAGGAUGGAGUACGUUUGUUACAUCGAAGAGAUUAGUUGCUGGGGAUUCUUUUGUAUUUCUGAGGGGAGAAACCGGGGAAUUACGUGUUGGUGUGAGGCGCCAUGCUCGUCAACAAAGCUCCAUGCCUUCAUCGGUGAUCUCAAGUCAGAGCAUGCACUUGGGAGUUCUUGCAACUGCUUCUCAUGCCGUCUUAACUCAGACCCUUUUCGUUGUUUAUUACAAGCCAAGAACAAGUCAGUUCAUCAUAGGCCUGAAUAAGUAUCUAGAAGCUUUGGACCAUGAUUUUGGGGUCGGCGUUAAAUUCAAGAAGCGUUUUGAAGGGGACGAUUCUCCUGAGCGGAGGUUUUCGGGUACAGUAAUCGGGGUUGAGGAUAUUUCUCCUCACUGGGAAGAUUCCAAAUGGAGAACAUUCAAAGUUCAGUGGGAUGAACCUGCAUCCAUUCAAAGACCUGAAAGGGUUUCCCCUUGGGAGAUAGAACCAUUCGUUGCCUCUAACCCCACUAAUACAAUUCAGCCACUCACAAUGAAGCAUAAAAGGCCUCGGCCACUUGUUGAAAUCCCAGUUCCUGAAACUAUGACGACUUCGCCUUUAUCACCUGCUUGGAAUCUGACUCAGGAUUCCCAUAAAAUAAAUCGUGUCUCUGACGGACUAAGGAGCAACCAUUCGACUAAUUCGCUUAAUAAGCAAACAGAUGCUCCUUCAGACGGAGGGCAACAAUUUUCUCUCCAAAUAAAUGCUUCUCCAAACAUGGCUGCUGCUGAAGAAACAGACGAGAGUAAAAGUGCUUCAGCUUGGUCUGUUAUUACAAACAUUUCAGCUCCAAGCUCAGGAAAACAGGGUAAUAGCCACAACAAUGAAGGGACAAAAUCAGAUACUAUUGCUUCGUGUCGAUUAUUCGGGUUCGACUUAAAACGACCUUCAGUAGUGACCCUUUGUGACAAUAAUUCACCUUUUAAAUCAGUUGAUGUGUCAAAUGAUUUACUGUGCUCGGGUGAUUCAGACCAGAAAUCUGGUGUUUCAAAGGAGCUAAAGCAAGACCAGUUACAAACAUUAUCAAAGGAGGUUCAAAACAGACAAAUCAAUUCCUCGAGAAGUCGCACUAAGGUACAAAUGCAAGGGGUUGCAGUUGGCCGAGCAGUUGAUUUGACCACAUUGAAUGGAUACAAUGAUCUCAUAAACGAACUCGAGGAAAUGUUUGAAAUUAAGGGGGAGCUUCGACCCCGUAAUAAAUGGGAAAUUGUCUUCACCGAUGAUGAAGGGGACAUGAUGCUUGUGGGCGAUGAUCCAUGGCCAGAAUUUUGUAACAUGGUUCGAAGGAUUUUGAUUUGUUCGAGUCAAGAUACGAAGAAAAUGAAAGCAAGCAAGCUACCUUUGCCGACUGCAGAAUGUGAAGCAACUGGCCUUAACUUGGAAUGCAUUGAAGAUUAAGAAUCGUUUUUUAUUAUAGUUUCGUCCGACGUUCCACGAAGAAUAUGCUAACCGAGUGGAAAUAUUAAUCCAGCUAGCCAAUGAUCGGAAAGAUUUAGCUUAAUUCCAGCCUUUGACUCGUUUUUUUUUCAGGUAUUGCCAAGACCGGACCAUGAUCUCGUGGUUGCAGGUAACGGAGUUAGAUUAGAAUCUGUGAAUAGUAAGAAGGGUGAAAUAUAGAUGAGAAGAAAGCCAUUCUCAUCUUUGUAUUUGUAUAUAUUUUAGUGUAUGUUCUUUUGGGAUGAAUUUCUAUGUAUUAUCAAAUGAGUGUGUUUAUUUAUUUAUUUUUAAAUGCAAAUU